Molecule: messenger RNA, 558 nt
Organism: Suillus fuscotomentosus
Lineage: Eukaryota; Fungi; Basidiomycota; Agaricomycetes; Boletales; Suillaceae
Exons: 2
Source: RefSeq, a predicted model, not a curated record
GAAGAUGGCCCAGGCCCCAACACCCAGAAUCUUGCCUUCGAUCUCAAGCACGGAUCUAGCACCCCCUGGAAUGCGAAAGUUCUCGAUAUUCUCCUUGAAGCAUUGAAAAGGAGGAGCGUAGAAGAACAGUGGCCGUUCCAAAGGUUGGAUGGUUAUUAUAAGAUGAUACUCGAAGAUCGCUACAAGCGGCUGCGGACAGUCUGGAGAGCAGCACAACCAAAGGUUACAGCAAAGGGCAUAUUGGAAACUGGGGCAGAAGUGGAGGAGAGGUUGAUUGUAAAGAGAGACAAAAAUCUGAAGUCGGUCCAUCAAGCAACUUGUCGGCGAAAUCAAAUUAUUGAACUGAAGAAAGAUGGCGAGGACGAGGACCUACCAGCUUGGCAGUGGCUUCAAAAUAUAAUCAAAACACUGGGAGAUGGAGGUAUGAGUUCAGAAGAAAGCGACAUUGAAAAUGACAUCGAAUGUGUACUCCAGGUCAAGAAUAUGACAUGGCGGCGCAGGAUAGAGCAAGAACUGAAUAUCAUUGAUAAUCAGAGAGUGUUGGAUGAUGAUAUUUUC